AUGGCGGCUUCAUGGAUUAUUGACCUCGAGGGGGAGGCGAUCGGCGGAUCUCCGGGCCGGUGCCGAAUGGGAACCACCGGUCCAGCUCAUCUUGACCGUCUCCUACCAACUGACAUCAGCAAUUCCCACGCGUCGUCAACUCUCCGCCGCUCUGUCAAAGGGGCAGGAGCCUUAAACGAACUGUCCUUGUUCAAAGACUGGCAGUGCCUGUACAUCGCCCAGUCCAGCAUCGGUAGCACUGAAAGUUGCGGUCGCAACAAUGUCCCCGAUGAUUGA
This is a messenger RNA of Aspergillus niger, 276 nucleotides long. RefSeq lists its product as hypothetical. The record is from RefSeq and is a predicted model, not a curated record. The coding region runs from base 1 to 276 and encodes 91 amino acids. The transcript has 3 exons. Lineage: Eukaryota; Fungi; Ascomycota; Eurotiomycetes; Eurotiales; Aspergillaceae.